UCAUUAGGGCGACUUCGAUCAGACUGGAUCAGAUGGUGUUAGUGAUUAUCUUGGGAAGAAAAUUUCGAUUUGUGUGUAACGUGCUAAACAUAUAAGCAAUCAUGUUGAGGUCACGUCUCAUUAAUGUGCAGAAAGCUAUUAAACGCAACAUCAGCACCAACGUUCCUGCUUUGCAGAAAGCAAGUGAUCCCAUACAGCAGCUCUUCGUUGACAAACUUCGGGAAUAUAAAUCAAAAAGCGUAGGUGGGAAAUUAGUUGAUCCCAGUCCGGAUAUCACAAGAGAACGAGAUUCUGAAUUAGAAAAACUUAACACGCAAUAUGGUGGUGGUUCAGGAGUAGAUAUGACUCAAUUUCCUCAAUUUAAAUUUGUUGAUCCACCUGUGGAUACGGGUAUUAAAAACUGAACAUGUAUCGAUAUGUAUCAAUAGGACAUUCAUGUAUUGUUGAACUAUUAAAUAUUAAGUAAGUCAUCUUAAAAAUAUAUAUAGCUGUAAAUUAUAA
Trachymyrmex cornetzi is the source of this 501-nucleotide messenger RNA. Its product is annotated as ATP synthase-coupling factor 6, mitochondrial. The record is from RefSeq and is a predicted model, not a curated record. Gene Ontology annotation, cellular component: proton-transporting ATP synthase complex. NCBI's taxonomy places the organism in Eukaryota, Metazoa, Arthropoda, Insecta, Hymenoptera, Formicidae. The transcript is spliced from 4 exons. Gene Ontology annotation, biological process: proton motive force-driven ATP synthesis. Gene Ontology annotation, molecular function: proton transmembrane transporter activity. Bases 102 to 404 code for a protein of 100 amino acids.